Messenger RNA from Homalodisca vitripennis (glassy-winged sharpshooter), 2155 nucleotides. RefSeq names its product putative glucosylceramidase 4. Lineage: Eukaryota; Metazoa; Arthropoda; Insecta; Hemiptera; Cicadellidae. Gene Ontology annotation, biological process: glucosylceramide catabolic process. The transcript is spliced from 11 exons. Gene Ontology annotation, molecular function: glucosylceramidase activity. The record is from RefSeq and is a predicted model, not a curated record. Bases 161 to 1804 code for a protein of 547 amino acids.
GAAAUCUUGUUGAACUAAUAUUAUCGGACACAGAUCUUGAAAGUUGUCAAGUACAGUGUCUCCAAACUGUAAUAUAAGACGUUGAAACUAUUUAGUUGCAAUCGUCUUUUACUUAAUGACUUCUUGUGGAUAUACAGGUUCCUAAAACUGAGAAAAUAGGAUGGAGAUUAGAUUGAGAUAUCUUUUUAUUUUUACACUGGUAAAGUUGGCUAUAACAGGAGACAUUCCCUGCUCAGCUAGGCUUGAACAAUAUGGUUACAUUUGUGUGUGCAAUGAGACAUACUGUGACACUGUGGAGAGACCUUCCCAACUUCCCCGGGGACAAUACUACCAUUACAUGACAUCUGAGGACAGUCCAGGGUUCACUAAAACUGUGGGGACAUUCCUCAAUAUCUCUGAUACAUCCAAUAUCUCCAGUGAUGUAUAUAUUUCGGUAAACUCUGAUCUUCAAUACCAAACUUUUGUUGGAGUUGGAGCUUCCUUCACUGAUUCUUCUGGAAUGCUGUUUCAUUCUCUUCCUUUGGGAGUUCAAAACAAGUUUGUAGAGUCAUUUUUUGGGUCAUCUGGCUUGGAAUACACCUUGGUUAGGGUUCCAGUGGCAUGUUCAGACUUUUCGACACGUCCAUAUUCAUAUGACGAUGUACCUGGUGAUAUGGAGUUAAAAUACUUUAAUUUAACUCAAGAAGAUUAUAUAUUGAAGAUUCCAUUGAUAAAAAUGGCUCAAAAUGCAAGUACCAGAGGUUUAAAACUGGUUGCUACUCCUUGGACUGCCCCUUUCUGGAUGAAAUCAAACAACUCCACUCAGCCAGGCUAUCUUCACUCGCAGUACUAUCGUGCUUGGUCUAACUAUAUACUGAAAUUUUUCGAAGCCUAUAAUGAACAGGGAAUAGAGUUUUGGGGACUCACUCAAGGAAAUGAGUUCAUAGUCCCAAUUUACUUUGGUGCUUUCUUCAUCAUGCCUAACAUGAUAAUGUUGCCUUCCCAAGCAAGAUAUUGGACGAAAGCAUACCUGGGUCCAAUUCUCAGGACAUCAGACUACAAACAUAUCAAGAUUCUCACUUUGGAUGACGAACGACCAUUUAUGUCCUGGUGGUCAGACAGAAUGUUUACUGACAAAGAAGCUGCCCAUUAUAUUGAUGGUAUAGCUUUACACUGGUACUUUGACAAUAACAGAUCAAUUUCUGAAUUGGAGCAAUUCAACAAGAAAUAUCCUGACAAGUUUAUACUGUAUACUGAGAGCAGCAUCAACACUUUCCAAAGUGGUGGCAGUGCAGUAAGUUUAGGUGAUUGGUCCAGAGCUGUUAGAUACAUAAAUAAUGUUUUCCAGAACUUUGGUCACUGGGUGGUUGGUUAUGUGGAUUGGAACAUUGCCCUGGAUGAAUCUGGAGGUCCGACGGGACCCUCCAAAGUGCCUCUGGAAGCUUCAGUCAUCAUUAAUGCAACAAGAGGGGAGUUCUACAAACAACCUAUAUUUUAUGUUCUUGGGCAUUUUUCCAAAUUUAUCCAGCCUGGUGCUAAAAGAAUUGAUGUUACAAUCAGUCAAGACUCGAUUAGUGCUCAUGGAAAGAAAUUUCAAGGAGAAAUGAAUGUCAGCACAACUGCCAGUCCAUUCCCCACGAGAAAGCCAGAUCCUCCAAGCAAUGUAGUCCUGGCUCUAGCCACAAAAAACCCUGACAGCAGCUAUACACUUAUUGUUUAUAAUCCGAGAGCAGUGCCAGCAAAUGUGAUAGUAAAUGACAACAGAAUAGGAACAUUCAACCAGACUGUACCUCCUCACUCCCUCAACUCCUUUGUCUACUGGUGAUAAAUAUAAUUGUUCUUUUUAUUUGGGGCAUCAAUUUUGUUCAUAUAUGUGUGCAAUAACACUUAAACUAAUGUAAUUGAAUCUUUAUUGGUAAGAUAGAAUAAUGUUUUGAAAAAUAUUUCAUUAUCAGAUAUGUUGGUGAUUGUUCCAAGCAUUAUUUUAAAACUUGCAAUGAUUUUUGUUGUUUUACAUAUUUCAAUUUGUACUAAUUUAAUGAGUAGCCUCCACUCAAAUACUUGAUGUCAGGGUUUAAUAUUUAUGUCAAAUAUUACACUCUAAUAUUAUAUUAUAUAUUUGUGUUAUUUAUAUUCUAUUAAAAUAAAGAGAUUAUUUUUGCUGGUGUAAAAUAAA